This is a messenger RNA of Platichthys flesus (European flounder), 2217 nucleotides long. It is a transcript of the gene pip4p2, whose product is annotated as phosphatidylinositol-4,5-bisphosphate 4-phosphatase 2. Gene Ontology annotation, biological process: phosphatidylinositol dephosphorylation. Gene Ontology annotation, cellular component: lysosomal membrane; late endosome membrane; phagocytic vesicle membrane. The transcript has 7 exons. NCBI's taxonomy places the organism in Eukaryota, Metazoa, Chordata, Actinopteri, Pleuronectiformes, Pleuronectidae. The record is from RefSeq and is a predicted model, not a curated record. The coding region runs from base 55 to 1032 and encodes 325 amino acids. Gene Ontology annotation, molecular function: phosphatidylinositol-4,5-bisphosphate 4-phosphatase activity.
CACAUUCCACCACAGUGUCCUGAUGCACAGUGUUCAGCUCCAGAUCCCCCUCACAUGAGCACCGCCCGGGCCCGGGGCCAUGUAAGCGAGGGGCGGGGAGCGCCGCGGAGCUCCUCCCCUCUCCAGCGCGCAGUCACCGGGGCUGCCGGACCGGAGCAACUCGGCAACCACCAACCAUCCGCCGCUGGUUGCUCCUCCGCGCUGGGCGCAACGACUCGGAGUUUCCACCUCCGCCCGUCCCUCCUCGCGGCGAUCGACAUGGCCUCCGACGGCAUGGACGAGCGCUCCCCGCUACUGUCGGGCCCCAACUCCGGGAACGGGACCCCCACUGCGCCCCCGUACCUGCAGGACGCGAGCCCCCGAGCCGAACUACCUCCUCCCUACACAGCCAUCGCCAGCCCCGACGCCGGCGGUGUGCCUGUCAUCAACUGCCGCGUGUGCGAGUCGCUCAUCAACCUGGACGGGAAGCUGCAUCAGCACGUGGUCAAGUGCACGGUCUGCAAUGAGGCUUCGCCAAUCAAGAACCCCCCCACAGGGAAGAAGUAUGUUAGGUGUCCCUGCAACUGCCUGCUCAUCUGUAAAGACACGUCCAGGAGGAUAGGAUGUCCUCGGCCAAACUGCAGACGCAUUAUCAACCUGAGCCCGGUGAUGGUCAUCCCAGAGGAGCAGCCCGCUCAGCCGGCGCUGCCCAUCCAGCCUCAGGGGAUGAGGGUGGUCUGCGGUCACUGUGGCAACACCUUCCUGUGGAUGGAGCUUCGGUUUAACACACUUGCCAAGUGUCCCCACUGCAAAAAAAUAUCCUCUGUUGGUAGUGCGCUCCCUAGGAGGCGCUGCUGUGCUUACAUAACCAUAGGAAUGAUCUGCAUUUUCAUUGGCGUGGGUUUAACAGUUGGUACUCGGGACUUUGCCAGUCGUUACAACGCGACCUACGUGUCGUGGGCCUUCGCCUACUUGGUGGGCCUCAUCUGUCUGAUACGAGCCUGCUACUGGGGAGCAAUCAAAGUGAGCUACCCUGAGAACAGCUUCGCCUAGGAUGGGCACGGCUCAGCGAGGCUCAGCACGGCCCUGCACGGCCGGAGGAACAAACCCCAGUAUUUAGGUUGAGAUCUGAAAGCGGUCAUGUUCAGUGGAGUGGAACGUCUGCAGAGAGCGUCGAAGAAGUGUGGUAGUGUGUGUGUGCGUGUUGGGAGAUGUUUCCCAUUGCGUUUGAGUCUCAGAAUGUUUAAAACUCGCUGAACAAACCUCCCAUCAGUCGAUCGACCUCCUCCUGCUCCACACAGACUCAAAUCCUGCCCUGGUUUUGCAGAACCCUCCAAAAAUUCAGAAUCAAGAUAAAAAAAACUGUUCCAUUUUGUUGUUUGAGGCAAAAUGAACUGGGAGGAUUUGGUCUUUGUCGAGCGUUGUUAAGUCAGUUGCUCAGCAGCCUGCUGAACUGACUGUACCCUCUUGAUUUCUUUUGUUUCUGACCAGACCAAAAUAAGACCAGUUUGCCCAUUGCACUACGAUUAUAUGCAAUUGUAUGUGUUGUUUUGCUGCUAGUUCAAACUCCAGCUACAGUAAGCUGCAUACUCCUAGUGUCUCGUAACCUUUCACCUUGCCCGCGUUGGUACUGCCAUAUGAUUUUAACUCUCGAAAUGAUCGACUUUUAACAAGAAAUCGCCCUUAAAUACCCAUGCGUCCCAACUUUGCUGCCCAGUAUUAGUGGAGAAGAGCAUCAGAUCAACAGGAGCUUGUUUAUUUGUUUGUGCCACGCAGCUUUGAAACUCACUACAGCAAUAACCCCCACGUUUGCAUGUUGAUUUAGUUUUUCAGUUACAGAGUGUGUUUUUUUUUUUCCGUCUCAGCGCGGUAGCUGACGCGUGUGAUGUUCCCGUCUUUGCUCUUUCUGCGUUAGAAUGUAAACCCUCCUCUUCCUCCUCGCAGCUUAUAUGCGUCUCUCCGACCCUCCAGUGAACUCUAGUGCUAUAGCUAGCAUCGCUGUACAUUGAACUCAGCACCCUGUCUCUUGACCUUUUACCAGUGGGCACAGCUCCAACUUCUAACCUUGUUUUGAAUGUGAUGAUGAUGAUGAUGAUGAAGCAGAAAAUAAUAUAACAAAUACUCUUUGUACAUAGUUCAAAUUCAGGACUUUAAAAAGUGUAGUGCCAGGCGAAAGGAUACGAUGGCUUGUGGGUCUUUUUAAAAAUGAUAAUUUAUCAAUAAAAUGAAAAAACUGCU